UUUGCCAAGUAAGUAUGCAUGUAAAAUCUAUUUUCACACGCCGUCAUGACUCAUCCUUUCUCAACUGGCUCGCUGAACGAGGCGACCGCAAGCUGAGCUUGUUUCUUCAAAAACCACAAGCCAAGUGUAGAGAACAAAACCUGGACAAACAACUUUUAUCUGGAGGUGCCGAAGACGAAUUAAAAAAAAAAACCUGUAUUUUGAUUCAUGUGUGAAAAGACGAGCGCCUGAGGAAGAAUCAGGGAGCGACUGUGGAAUUAAAGUGAUUAUGUUGUGAGCGUACAGCUGCAAUGUGGAGGAAAACACUAGCAUAAAGACUCCUUUGUGUCCUCGCAGGUAGCGCCACUUCUUCUCCUUUCAGAGCUGUGGGAUGCCUGCGGGACACAAAAUGGCAGAAAGUAUCAUUAAAAAAAAAAAAAAAACAUGGAGCACAAGGACAGGUUGGAGUCAAACGUCAGACGGAGAGAGAGGUCAACCUGAAGGUCUGUGUGUUGUUUAUUUUCCUCUUGCAAACAAAAAAAGCUAGUACCUUCACGCUCCAUCAAGCAUCUGCAAUGUUUUUGCUUUUGCAGUCGAGCAAUGCAUUUCCUGGGUUCUUUCACUUCAUCUGUUGAAAAUCUGCAUACGUACGCGUAACAACAAAAAAAAUAGCUAAGAAAAACUCUGCCACUUGGCCGACACUGCCUGAGUCCGAGCCGCUUUACCUUGGAUGCUAACGAUUUGCAACAUAAACACACUUUUAUUCAUACAUCAGUAUAACAGACAGUAUAGCUUUCCUAUUGUUACCUGUAGAUAUUAAUCAUUACUACCAGGACAAGGGUUUCCAAUGUGCGGCCCAGGACACCAUUAGUGGCUCGCAGCUGUUUUUUUAUUCACCCGUGACCUGUGAAUUUCACAAAAAUCCUGAAAAAAACUUUAAAAAUUCUCAAAUCAACAGUAAAUUUUUCCAAUAAAGUCAAAAUACUAAGAGAAAUAUUUAAUAUUAAGUCAGAAUUUUAUAUAAUAUUAUGUUAGAAUUAUUUUCAACUUUGAUACUUUAUAUAUAUAUAUUUUUUUAUAUUGCUUAUUCUCUUCCCAAACUUACAUUUUUGGUCUAUUUUCCCCAUUUUUGCUGUUUUUUUGGGUUUAAUUUUAUUUCUACAAUGUGCCACGGGCAAUAAAAAAGAAGCUGCAAGCCGCAAAUGGCCUCCAGGCCGCACUUUGGAAACCCCCUGCCCUAAGAUUACAACUGUUUUAUUAUAUGAUGACUUUUUGCUCAAAAAAUGUUUCCAUUUGUUGCUUAUCUAAUUUUUUUGUAUUUUUGUUGUGUUGAGGGCCAUUUUAAAAUAUACCACGGCGUACCAGAUUGCUGCUCGUUUUUCAAUUUUUUUUGUUGUUUCAUUCAUUUUUUUUGACACCCCAUCCGGAGACUGUUGUUCUCUUCCAUUGUUGUUGUUUUGUUGAAAGUGGAAAAGCACCACAAAGCGAGCUGAGUAGAGCUGGUACUGUGCAGUGGAGCUGGUACCGUGCAGUGGAGCUGGUACCGUAGAGUGGAGCUGGUACCGCGCAGUAGAGCUGGUACCAUUCAGUGGAGCUGGUACCGUGCAGUGGAAAAGCGACCACGGAGACAACUUAAGCCUUAAAAACCCAAAUCCUUAAUUGUGGGCCUCAACCUCUCAUCAGGAGGGAUUCUUAAGGCGCUCCCGCAUGGAAGUCAAGCAUGACAUCAGCGCAGGUCCAUGGGAAUCAAGCGAGUCCACGCACUCGCCGUGACCCCCGCCUCCCCCCCUACGCUUGCGAUCGGGAAGUCCUGAUGUCUCGUGGUGACCGGGAACGUUCAGCGUGUGAUCAAGAUAAAUGUUUUCCCAGGAAGAGAAAAGGGGAGAUGCUGGAGGCGGAAUCCCGUUGGGGUCGGAAUAUUUGUGGAGAUUGACCUCUUAGCUUUGGAUAAAAGUGAGUAGACUAUGGAGGACACAGGUUGGUCUUUAUUGGUUCCGUGCCAUGACUGACCAGUAUCAUUCCUUGUUCUGCUUGGUGAAAGCUAAGACAGAACUCCCACAAGUGGCCCAAAAGAGCUCACAAAAAGUUCCCAAACGAAGCCCCUGGAUCUGACCUUACUUGGACUGACUGCGGGCGGAAGAGGAGGAAAGAAGACAAGAACCAGAUCAACCCGUAACACACAAACUGGUGCCUGGAAGAACCACCGGGGACAAAAUGCUCCGUUCUUCUCCGUCUUCAAUGGACUUUGUCAACAGUUCUUGUCCCAAAUCCAGCUCCCGUUUAUUUACUGCCUACUUCUGUGGUCCGUUCCCGUUGCGUUUUAUGACUUGAUUCGGCGUCACCCCGCCAUGCCGAGACAUGGUGGCAGGAAAGUUCAGAGAGUUCAAAGAUCAGAUUGGCAGCAAAAAUAACCUAGUAGUGUAGGAUGCAUAACUACCUAACAAAAUGUCACCAUGGGAGGUGGAUGAUAGCAGUUUGCAAUUUGAAGCUCUACUUAGAACCUCCUGAAGAUCCAACAGUGCAAAAUGACGUUGACGUAGUAUUCUACACUAGUCACUAGAUGUGAGUAAUCGUACUGUAAUGUUGGGUGAUGUCACACCACGCUUAAUCUCUCUUAUUAUGUCUACUUUGUUGGCUAAUACAAGUGUAAAGGGGACUAUAGGGGUGUUAUUUCAUGUCUGGAGGGCUCUAAUAAUGUUACAAACUGCUUUGUUAUGGUUUUUGGAUUAUUUAAGUUUGAAAAUAUUCCAUUUAUGAAUAAGGAAUCCUACUUUGCGUAAAACCACGGAUGGGGGUCAGGUCUGGAACCAGUUAAUCUUAAUAAUCCUUUGAACUAGUUCUGUGUCUAUGUGUCUGAUUUUGGCAGAGAUCUGUUUUUGCUUGAAUCGGUUUGCUCUGUAACAAAAAGUAAAAACAUCUAAAAAUAUAUUUAGAUUUUUUUUCAAUAAUAAACUUGAUCGUUUCUUUUUUUAAGUGAUAAAAAUGGGAAAAACCCACUAGGGAAUGUUCCAAAAUGACCCUAAUAACUAAAUUGUUCCAACAUGCGGAAUGGUGAUAUGAGUUGUGUUUUGACGCGGCGUUGAAAGUUGAGGUGACGGCAUGCAGCAAUCCUGGACAUACGUGAGCGCUUAUACACGCUGCUGUGGCAAAGCUGAUAAGCCAAGAUCGAUUGGCUCGGGUCUGCUUCAGCUUCAAAGAGCGGGAAAAAAAACGUGUGGAAUGUGUGCUGGGACUGAUGCCACACAUUCAAAUAUCAAUCGAAUGGCUUUCUAAAGAAAUACAAGCAAUGGAGGUAUCCAUGCUUGGCUUUUUUUGGCUUUUUCUUGCUGUGUUUUCAUGCUGCGAUGCCGCCACGGAAGAGUACCAUUGACAGCAAACACACGAUGAUGAUAACCAUAGAACUACAAAUGUGCUAAUGUCUCUGUCCUGGAUGCAGCUGUGUUUUGUGAAUAGACUCGCCUCUUUUUGAGCACCAUUAGUGCAGUUUAAGGGUGAGUGUAAAGUGUAUUGUUUGGAUGUUGUUAACUUCUCUUUUACACUUUUUUCACAGUGUCGUCUAAAGAGUGAGUACGCAAUUUGACCCAGCUUGACCCUGGAACAGAUUAUUUGCAUUUACAUGAUCAGAAUUUAUUAGCAAAGCUACAAGCUACUAUAUGUUGAUGGUGUGUGUGUGUGUGUGUGUGUUUGGAGUCGUAGGUCAAAGCACAUUUAAGGAGGAGGAUAAGAAAUUGAGCUGUCUCCAGGUGAUUACGCCACGAUGACUCAAGCGAAGGUAGCACGAGGUGGUUAUUUAACGACCCAGAAAGUGCAUAUAGCAGGUUUUGACACUAAGCAGAUCUUAUCUAGUGCAGAGUCACCAGAAUAUUCCAUUCAAAAAUGAGCAUGUCGUUGUUGUUGUUGUUGUUGCAGAGGCCUUUCGGCGGUAAAUAAACAGGAAGUGUACUCAAUAGGGGUCAAUACAAGUCGUAAUUCGUAGCAAUAAUGCACUUUUUAGCCCCUUCCCCAAUGUCGCCACCAGAGGGCGCAGUCGGACUAGGAAUGAACUGCCCAUUAAAUCUUUUUUAUUUUAUUUUAUUUCAUUUUAGUAAAGAGCGAAUGAUAAGUCAUAUUAUAAGGUGUGUAUUUGAGGCAAAUCAGCCAAAAUACCCGAAUAAUAAUAAUAACAAUGUUGAUGAAUGGGAGUUAUUUUAUGCAAAAUAUUUACUGUAUAUUUAAUAAAUUGUAUAUUUUGCUGUUUAAUCAGGGUCAGAGCUAAAAUACAACUUUUCCCACGUUAUAGACAGCAAAAAUUUUUUCAAGUAUUUUUGUAUGCUGGAGCUUAUCCCAUCUGUCGUUGGGCGUGAUGCAGGGUACACCCUGGACUCGUCGCCAGCCAAUUGCAGGGCACAAUAUGAACUAUAAAUGUCUAUAGUAUGUGAACGUCCCUCCUUGUUAACUUCUCUUCAUGUGUUUUGCAAUCAAGCAAAAAAACUAAAUAUCAAAUCUCACUUUUCUGCAGAGCGUUGUUGGAGAGAGGUUGCCCUUUUGACCCCUGCCCUCGUCUUCCUGGAGCUGCUGUGUGGUAGUCCCUAUGAUUGCUGUGGUGGCCUGGACGGGACUAGAAAGUGUGUGUGUGUGUGUGUGUGAUUGACAGACCAGUGUUGUGUAUUUCAUGUCCUCCUCGCUUCCCAGUGAUGAAUGUUGAACGAGGCCGCCUCCCCUGACCCGAGGGCCAACCUGGACCGUCCCAUCACAAGAGGUAUUAGUCCAUAACAGUGUGAUCUCAUAUAACAGCAACAGUUAAGUAGAUGGGUGGACAGAAAGAAGCAUCACAUCAUCAGAUGGGAGAGUGACUUCCGGGUGUGUUGGAUUCGUUGCCAAUGACAUCAGCUGUGCAGUGAGUGUGCAGAAAAAGGCGUCCUCCUGCCUCCCGCAUCCCGCCUGCUGCUCCCACAGCAAGAGUCGCUGUUGCUGCUUCAGAGGAAGAAGAGGAAAAAAACCGGAGCCACUCCUUGUCUCUACUCCUCGUCUCCACUCCUCGUCUCCACUCCUCCGCUGACUGACUGCGGACAAAGCAGCGGCGGCAGCAGCAACAGAAGAAGAAGAAGAGGGAGGCUGAGGAGGAGAGGCGAGGAUGUCCGCCCUGGUGCAGUGCCCACCAUCAUCAUCUUCAUCGAAAGCAGCGGCAGCAGACAUGGAGAACGUGUUCCCCCCCGGCAGCCCCCAGCAGCACUUUGUCCACUCCAAAUUCUACCUGCUGGUGGUCCUGGGGGAGGUCAUCACGGAGGACCACCUCAAGUGUGCCAUCGCCGACAUAGAGAAGGGAAUACGCUCAUGGGACACCAACCUGAUUGACUGCAACCUGGACCAGGAACUCAAACUCUUUGUCUCCAGACACUCGGCUCGCUUCUCCGCUGAUGUCAAAGGACAGAGGAUUCUUCACCAUAAAAGUAACGUCCUGGAGACGGUCGUGCUUAUCAACCCUUCAGACGACGCCGUCAGCACUGAGGUUCGGUUGAUGAUCUCCGACUCCGCCAGACACAAGCUUCUGGUUCUGUCGGGGCAAUGCACGGAAAACACCGGGGAGCUAAUACUUCAGUCUGGAUCAUUCUCCUUCUCCAAGUUCAUGGACAUAUUCACUGACCAAGAGAUUGGUGAAUUGCUGAGCACCAUUCACCCAGAAAACAAAGCCAACCUGACGCUCUCCUGCCCCGAUCAAGGGGACUGGAAAAACUCCAACCUGGACAAACACAACCUGCAAGACUUCAUCAACAUGAAGCUGAACUCCGUGCUCAUCCUGCCCGAAAUGGAGGGCCUCUCCGAGUUCACAGAGUAUUUAUCCGAAUCCGUGGAGAUCCUGACGCCUUUCGAUAUGUUGGAACCGCCGGCCUCGGGCGGAUUCCUCAAGCUCUCCAAGCCUUGCUGCUACAUCUUCCCCGGCGGCCACGGGGACUCGGCUCUCUUUGCCGUCAAUGGCUUCAACAUGCUCAUAAACGGUGGCUCCGACAGGAAGUCCUGCUUCUGGAAGCUGGUGAGACACCUGGACCGCGUGGACUCGGUCCUCCUGACCCACAUCGGGGACGACAACCUGCCGGGUAUUAAUAGCAUGCUGCAGAGGAAGAUUGCGGAGCUGGAAGAGGAGCAGUCGCAGGGUUCCACGGCCAACAGCGACUGGGUGAAGAACAUGAUCUCACCAGAUAUCGGUGUCGUGUUUGUGAAUCUCCCUGAAAACCUGGACCACCCAGACCCGAACUACAGAGUCAGGCGGAAUCUCGAGGAGGCGGCGGCCACCCAGCAGUUCCUUACCAAGCUAAAUUUGAGAAUGGAGCCUUUGCAGCGACCGGUUGGAAACACAAUCGAACCCAUGACAUUGUUUCAAAAAAUGGGCGUGGGAAAGCUGGAGAUGUACGUCCUCAACCCGGCGAAGAACAGCAAGGAGAUGCAACACUUCAUGAAGCAGUGGACAGGAAGCCAGAAUGACACCACUUCUAUCCUACUGCCCAACGGAAAAGAAUGUGAGUUCCCCGUAUCCGACUUGACGUCCAUCACCUCCCUCAUUGUGUGGCACCCUGCAAACCCCUCGGAGAAGGUCGUGCGGGUUCUUUUCCCGGGAAAUGCCACCCAGCAGCACAUCUUUGAAGGUUUGGAAAAACUAAAGCACUUGGAUUUCUUGAAGCAACCGGUUGUCACUCAAAAAGCAAUGUCCGCCGACGUUCCGUCAGCGCCGCCACCGAAGCUAAACAAGAUGAAGAACAGAACAGACAGCAAGGAGAGCCUGAAGUCGACUCCAAAGCCUUCGCCCAGCAAAGGCGUCAGGAAGGAAUCCAAGGAGGAAGGUGCAGAGAAAGCGAAGGCAGGUGCCGAUGAUUUGUCGCAUGAAAAACAGCAAAAGACGGACAAAAAAGAAAAGGUGUCAAUGAAAAAAGAACGAUCAAAGGCUGCCGAAAAAGAAUCAAAAGCAAAACCAGAACAACCGGCCCUGAAUGACACCCCUGAAAAGAAGAAAACUCCAAUAAAAGCUAAACCUGAAAAGGAGAAGAUCGCUAAGAAAGACAUCAAAGUAUCCACAGAGAAGAAAAAGGAGGUAAAAAAGGAUGCAGUCAAGAAAGAGGACACACCUAGGAAGGAGAGGAAAGAAGAAGCAAAGAAAAAGGAGAUGAAAAAGGAUGUGAGGCGAGAUUCUCCCAUGAAGGAGAAAAAGGAUGAAAAGAGAGACCAAAAGAAAGACGUUAAAAAGCCAUCAAAAGACACCAAGAAAGUAUCUGCUCCCGGGGAGGACAAAGGUCUGGCCCCUAAACCAAAGACCCUGAAAAAAGACGUCUCCAAAAAGGAUGCAGGAUCUCCCUCCAAGCUGAAAGGCAAAGGAGGUUCCAAAGUGGCGAAGGAGACGAAGGUGGAUGCUGCCAAAAACACCGCGAGUGCAGCUGCUGUCGCUGAGGACCCGGAAGCGGAGAGGUCUGUCAUGUCUUCCCCGGUGGACCUCACUCAGGACUUUGAGGAGCUCAGAGCAGAAGAGCAGGCGGAAGAUGAAGCCACUGUGCAGCAAAAUGCGAAUGAAGAGGUUGUGAUGACGCAAUAUGGAGGAGAGGCAAUGCAGACCAAAGAGUCCCCCGAGGGCCUGGAAUCAGUGGAUGAGGGCAUCACCACAACAGAGGCUGAAGGAGAUAGCGGAGAGACUCCAGAUGAACAAGGUCUCAGGGGAAAACUGGAUGGCAGUGUGAGUGAAAGGUUUGAAGAUGAGGGAACCGGAAUGGAGGAAGCGUCUGAUGGAGCAGAUUAUGAAGAGAAGGGGGAAACGGAGGAGCUGAGAGUGGAGUCAAAUAAAAAUGAGCUCGGUGAAGAUGAAAUCAUAUCAGGAGGUAACGUUCAGGCUGGUGUAGAAGACCAUCUUCUCCAUAAAAGCAGAAAAGACGAGGAGGAACUGAUCGUUUCGGCCUUGCCCAAAGAGUCAUCGCCUGUGUCCCCCGCCGCAUCGAUCCACGAUGAAAUCCUUCCCGCUGCCUCGGAUGAUGACACCAAGGAGGAACCACCUGAGGAGUUCACGAUCACAUCCGGGCUCACUCAGUCCACCAUUGAGAUAUCCAGUGUGCCUACACCCAUGGACGAGAUGUUGACUCCAAAGGACGGCUUAAGCGAUGAAACGGCCAACGAUGAUCCAGACUCCCCUUCGCCUGAUGUUGCCAGAUUGGGGAUGUCGCAAUCUGGGGACUUUGAUAAGAAUAAGCUCUCCUUCCAUCAGAGUAAACCAAGUUCAGACCACUCCAAGAGUGAUGCCACAGAGGGUGGAGACUACAACCACACCGCCUCAACAAUAUCGCCUCCUUCCUUAUUCGAGGAGGACAAACUCUGUCAGGAGUUUCCUUCUGAUGCCAAAGUAGAAGGUCUUACCACACUUGAAGAACCGUUUGAGAAACAGGACCCAGCAAGGCUCUCGUCAACAUCACCUCUGGUUCUUUCUCCCCCGAGUGACCAACAAUACAACUUGGACUCCCCGUCAACGUUUGCUGCACCUAUAGAACUUUCAAGUACCUUAACAGGGUCCACCAGAGUACUGGGCGAGUCCACCCUCAGCCCAGAUGAUAAGACACUGGAAGGGGCGAACUCCCCCCAGUCCGCCGGUCAUACACCUUAUUACCAGUCCCCAGUAGAUGAAAAAGCAGGAGCUGUGCCAACCAUGUCACAGAACCAGGAACAGGGUCCGACUAUUGUGGAGGUCACAAGUGAUCAAGAAGAUUCCUCCAACAGGGCGACACCAGAACCUGAUGAUAAACAACCAGAGUGUUUCUCUACAUCUUCUCCAAAAAGCCCACCUUCAGCGAUGAAGAAGGACCUGGACCACAUGAACAACCAUGCGGUCUUUUCCUCAACGCCGGCAAGACGCCAAUCAGAGGCCACUUCUGUCACAACCUUCAAGGAGGAGACUAAAAUGUCCAUCUCAGAAGGGACGGCAUCAGACAAGUCCGACACACCGAUGGAGGAAGUGGUAGCAGAGGACAUGUUUUCUCACCUGGCGUCAGCGUCUACCGCCUCCCUCGCCACCAGCUCCUUCCCCGAGCCCACCACCGACUCCCCCUCUCUUCAUGCCGAGGUUGGCUCUCCUCACUCGACAGAAGUCGACGACUCUUUGUCUGUCUCUGUAGGCCAGACGCCAACGACCUUCCAUGAGGCUGAGGCAUCGCCAACCAAGGAGGACUGUCCCAGACCCAUGUCCAUCUCCCCGGAUGUCUCACCAAAGAUUCAAGUCAGAGCGCAGACGCAGGACACAAAGUCUCCAGAACAUUCCACCACGUCAAUGGAGUUUGGCCAGGAGUCUCCUGACCACUCCUUAGCCCUUGACUUCAGUAAACAAUCUCCAGAGCACCAAUCAGCAGGAAGCAGCUCACGCGCUACAGAGAACGGUCCGACCGAGAUAGACGACAGUCCCUCGGACGUCAGAGCAUCUGAAGAACAAACAUCUGCCGUGGAGAAACCUUUGCAGUUUGAAGAGACCGAAGAAACGGAUUCAGCUCGUGCUGCUUCUGCAACCCCAUCAGAUGCCUCCCAGUCCACUCCCUCCGUCACGACCCCAUGCCAAAUGGCUGAGUUGCCCCCCAUGGUGGAGCAGACACGUGGAUCUCCAGUCACUCCAAAAGCGGCCUCCGUCACCCAUUCUCCACAAUCCAGUGAGGCGUCACCAUUUUCAGGAGGUCCCGUGGAACGAGACAACAGCAGCCCGCUUUCUCUAUCUGGAGAGCAUUUUGCACCCAAGCCUGAACCACAGGAGACACGGGACAAGACACCUUCUCCAUCACCGUCAUCGUUAGGGUUUUCAGAGGAAGGGAAACCGUUGCCAGAUAAGGAGACAACCCCCUUUAGAUGGGAAGAUUCCACACUGGAGGCGAAGGUCCCUUCUCCAUCACAUCUACCUCUGUCCUCACCUCCAGCCUGCACCUUCAGGGACCCUGAUUUCUCCAAGGUCAGCACUCCUGCUUUGCCCAAGACAGACGUCGACCUCUGCUUGGUCUCUUCGUGUGAGUACCGCCAUCCCAAGACGGAACUAUCUCCAUCGUUCAUCAACCCCAGCCCACUUGAAUAUUUCAUCAGUGAGGAGAACGCCUUGGAGGAAGAGAAACCUCUUGAGACGGUUGGAGGAGGGCCUCCACCUCCUGGGGGCAAGCUUCCACCCAAGCAAUGUGAGGAGACUCCUCCCACAUCCAUGAGUGACUCCGCCCCCUCUCAGACCGAUUCUGAUGUUCCACCAGGGACGGAGGAGUGCCCUUCCAUUACAGCAGAUGCUAACAUUGAUUCCGAGGACGACUCCGAGACUCUUCCGACUGACAGAACGCUGACCUCCAGGCAUGCCGAUCCUCCUCCGGUGCCGCUCAGGGACUCGGCUCCAUCCGCAGGGCCCCGUGACGUCUGCAUGGUGGACCCCGAGGCCCUCAAGGCCGAGGAGAACCGCAACAAUGCAAACACAGACGCCGCGGAAAAGCCCAAGAAGAAGAAGUUGACCAAAAAGGCCUCCUCACCUGCGAGGAAGAGUGGUCUCUCCAAGGUGAAGGACUCAAAGACCGCCUCUCCCAGGAAGAGUCUCGGGGAGGGGAAGGAUGCUAAAAAUGCAACCAACACCUCGGCAUCCAAAGGUGCGAGUGGGAAGCUAUCGAGUUCGGCGUCUCUGCCAAACUGUCCUCCUAUGUACAUGGACUUGGUCUACAUCCCCAAUCACUGCAGCGCCAAGAAUGUGGAUGCUGAGUUCUUUCAGCGGGUGCGCUCAUCCUACUACGUGGUCAGCGGCAACGACCAGGCGUCUCAGGAGCCCGGCAGGGCGGUCCUGGAUGCUCUGCUGGAAGGGAAAGCCCGGUGGGACAAUAACAUGCAGGUCACGCUGAUUCCCACUCACGAUACGGAUGUGAUGAGGGAGUGGUACCAGGAGACCCACGACAAGCAACAGGAGCUUAACAUCAUGGUCCUGGCCAGCAGCAGCACUGUUGUCAUGCAGGACGAGUCCUUCCCGGCUUGUAAGAUUGAGAUGUAGGACCCAGAGGUCUGCACCGUGUAGCUUAAACCUAAACAGUCACUCCUGCUUUUACACAAGUCCAAUAAAAAAAAACACGACACUAAUGACGGGCAACUUUUGGGGAAGGAAAACGGAGAUAAUGUUUUCCCAACUUUUCAUAAAGGGAUUGUACCGGGAGGAAAUUGGAAUGAGCGGAUUCAGAACAGUUCCUCCCAGCAGGGUUUUUUCCUCAGGCUUCCAUUGAGAAACAGACAUUUGAAGGUUCGGUCAAAGAUGAAGAAUGUGCACAGUUGAGCCCUAAUGUUCAAAACACAACAGCGACUCAGCUGUGAUAAGUAACAUUAGGAACACUAGGAAAUAGCACCCACCCAUCGCAGUGUAGCGAAGACAAGAGCAGCAAACAAAAAUGUGUGAGUGAGCCAUUUUUGAAUGAAUUGUUACAGAUGAUCAUUAUGCAACCAUAACCAGACUCCAAAAACCAACCACGGACGACUAACUCUACCGGACUCUUCCAAACGCUGGGCUACCCUGACUCACCAGACAUGUCUUAAACAAAAGAAAACGGUUCAUGUUACCGCCAGAGAACCUUGAAUAAUCACCAUCACGACAACAAAACAGCAAACUUCACAUUCACUCCUUCUUCUCUUCGUCUCUAAUAAUCCGCCUUUUUCUUCCUGUCCUUCCUUCCCUCCGGAGAACAAUGUUAAUCUACGGCAGCCAUGUAUGUGGUAUAUUUGUCUUGUGCGCUCAUGUCUGCAAACUCAUACUGUAUGUCCGCUCUGUUUGAAGUGAAAGCAUUCAUUAGCGCUUUGUGUGCAAUAGCUAACCAAACGGGAAACCACCACGAAUCAAAAUACAAACACAAUAAAACACAAUCUGCUGACAAA
Messenger RNA from Doryrhamphus excisus (bluestripe pipefish), 11841 nucleotides. The record is from RefSeq and is a predicted model, not a curated record. NCBI's taxonomy places the organism in Eukaryota, Metazoa, Chordata, Actinopteri, Syngnathiformes, Syngnathidae.